This is a messenger RNA of Parasteatoda tepidariorum (common house spider), 324 nucleotides long. NCBI's taxonomy places the organism in Eukaryota, Metazoa, Arthropoda, Arachnida, Araneae, Theridiidae. The record is from RefSeq and is a predicted model, not a curated record.
AUGGAAUUCUCGAUAUUAACAACUUGGGAUGAUAAGCCAAUCGAUCAUGAAGCGACUAUUAUAAAAUUGCAUUCUGAAGAUGAUGUUGUGAUUAUGGAAAUAAAAGCUCCAUUUUAUGAUGAUCCACCACCAAAUCCCAGGGGGACUGAUAAAUCCUUUAACAAAUUGUGGGAUUAUGAAGUCGUUGAAGCAUUUUUUCUUGGAAAAGCUGAAAAAUACCUUGAGCUAGAGUUUUCUCCAAAAACUCCUCCUACUUGUUUUUUUGUAAACUCUUUUUCAACAACUGUACAAGCUGGCAGCUUACAGUUGUUGCAAUUAUGCUAA